This is a messenger RNA of Dermacentor silvarum, 18773 nucleotides long. It is a transcript of the gene hop, whose product is annotated as tyrosine-protein kinase hopscotch. The transcript has 19 exons. Lineage: Eukaryota; Metazoa; Arthropoda; Arachnida; Ixodida; Ixodidae. Gene Ontology annotation, molecular function: ATP binding; non-membrane spanning protein tyrosine kinase activity; cytokine receptor binding. Gene Ontology annotation, biological process: intracellular signal transduction; cytokine-mediated signaling pathway; hemopoiesis. Gene Ontology annotation, cellular component: cytosol; cytoskeleton. The record is from RefSeq and is a predicted model, not a curated record. Bases 341 to 3775 code for a protein of 1144 amino acids.
AUUGUCGAAAGUACAACUGGUGACCCUUUUGGGCUUUCUGCGUACGAAUCUCCACUACAGCUUUGACCACUUUGGCACUGCUGACAAGCGCUGUUCUGACGCCGUACGCCGAAAACGCCGCGCCACUUGGGGACGUCUUGAACAGAGGUUGGCAACGCUGCUCGGAGGCUGCUUGCGGUUUACGGAGAAAAAUGAUCAGGUGGUAAAUAGCGAUAUGCCCAGCCUUCGGCGAAAAGACCGGCGUACAGACAGAUAUCUUUCUUGAUGGGCUGAAAUAAGGACUACCAAAACCUUCUGACUGCGAAGCUAGGUCGGUCAGUGGCCAAGGCAGAUUUCAGCCAUGGUUUCUGCAAACGAAGCUGUGCGCAUCCAUUUCUACACACCUCGUGAACCCGUGGUUAUUCCAAACAACAGUGGAGUGCAUAUUGCUGAAGACUUGUGUGUCCUAGCGGCCAAAGCAUGCGGCAUCAGUCCCGUAACGUGCCAGCUUUUUGGUCUUUACUGCCCCGACCUGGACAUUUGGUUUGCACCGUCAGCUGCUGUGAAGGACAGGGACAAAACAGUGAAUGUUAAUUUCCGACUGCGUUUCAAGCCUCCCAACAUGGAUAGGAUCAAGGAGGACGAAGCGGUGCUCAACUACCUGUACCAUCAGAUGCGACAAGACUUUGUGUGUGGUCGUGUACCUGAGCUGCACCAGAGCAAAGUGCAGAGCCGAACUUUGGGCCUGGUAAUCACAGAUGUGGUGCGCCACCUGAUUGAGCUGGGACAGACCCCUCAGCAGGGCAGUUACAGUUUCAGUGACUUUAUGCCUUCGGUUCUUGUCGGACCGUGGAAGAUGCGUGUGCUCAAGACCCGAAUGACCACUGCCCUCAACGAAUGUUGGCAGAACAGCCGACAAAAUGCUCAACGUGUCAAGGAAAUCUACGUAAAUGAGUUCAGAAGCAUAGUACCUGAGUACGUGUGUGAGCAGUUUGCUUCCCAAGUAGACACUGAUGGUCGGGUAUGGGAGGUGAUCCUGCAGGUCAACCCAUACCAUUCGCAGCUACCAGGUCUGCGAAUGCGCCCAAGGGCACCCAAGGAAAACAUAACAUGGACACAAAUCUGCUCCAUCAGUGAUCUCUGCUUCGUGAACAUGGUUCCAUCCAAUUGCACUGUUGAAAUCAGCCGUCGGAAUGGCAUACCUCAGAACCUCAGGUUUGACAGCAUCAGCCAGAUGCACUCUUUUGUGUCCCUCCUCGAUGGAUAUUAUCGGCUAACGGAGAAGUGGACAGUGAAUUUGUGUAUCAACCUGCCAACACCAUCACUGACCAUGCUUCGAGCAAUGAGGUGCCAUGGGCCAGUGGGGGCCAAGUUUGCCUACCAGAAGUUGCAGGAGAAAGGAGGGCACGAAGCAGGCUGGUACCUGAUUCGGCAGAGCUCGUCCAUCUACCGAGAGUAUCGACUGGAUUUUCUGGGAAAGAAUGCGGCACCUGAGACCCUGCGCAUUGUGCAGCUUAAGGAUGGACGCUUUGCACUGGAUGAAGGGGCACCGGAAGAAGGCAUUUAUCCGACACUCGCAAAGCUGAUCAGCGAGGCAAUUCGCCCGACCCUCGACGUAGAGCUGGGAUACUGUGUGCCUCCGUCUGAAUAUGACAAAACGCAGUUACUUUUGUGCCGCCCGCCAUCCCUUGACGUGGAUAAGUCUGCGUUGAAGCGAGAGCCCCGCGAGUGCAUCCACUCGGGGGCGCUGGUGUUCACAGAGAAUCGCAAGGAUGAGCUGCCUGGCAAGUUCACCGUGGUGCGGCGUGCAUUUCUGCACCGGGAACCAAACCAGUACCGAGAGGUUGCUGUCAAAGCUCUGAAGCCCCACCUUGAAGAUAGCCAUCUCAAGGAGUUCAUGGUGCAAUGUGACCGGAUGCUGUUCUGGCAGUGUGAAGCCAUUGUGAACUCGCUUGGCAUGGUGCACUCGGGCAGUUUUGGCCUGGUGUGCGAGUUCCUGCCUCUGGGCUCCCUGGAUGCCUAUCUGCGUCAGCACAGGUCCCAACUUCAAGCCGUUGAUUUGGUUGAAGCGGCAAAGGGGCUUGCCCGUGCCCUCUGGUACCUGGAAGAGCAAGGCUGUGUCCAUGGCAAGAUCAGGUGCCGAAAUAUCCUCGUCUCUCAGCACGAGGCCAAUGCAUUUUAUGUCAAGCUUUCAGACCCAGGACUGCUUGUCUACAUGAAUGAGGACAUACAUUGGAUCCCGCCUGAGUUCUACAACAACCUUAACAUGGCUAAGUCGUCCAUAAAGGCUGACACGUGGGCCUUUGGAACGACCCUGUGGGAGAUAUUCAGUUAUGGGGAGCCACCAAUGGCAGGAGUCCCUAUCACCGAGGCAACAAGGAGGUAUAAGGAAGGGGACAGAUUGCCGAUCCCAGUUGACACACACGAGGGGAUCCGGCUGCUGCUGCAAGAGUGCUGGUCGUUGGACCCAGACAGUCGGCCGCAGCCGCAGACUGUCAUGCGAGACAUCAAUCAAAUAUUUUAUGAGGUGUACAACUCUAGGCGAAGUCAUUCAUAUGCCUCGGUCUACCCUCAAGCCUCUUCACCAACUGGGCUGUCUGCAGACCCAGUGAGCCCUAUGCUGGGGAAAGCAGCAUCACCGUCUUUUGCAUCCAUGGAGGCGAAUCGGAGACUAGAAACGAUUAGGCAGCACCAUGCCCCUAUCGGAAUGUCUGCCGCCUCAGCGAACGAGGCUCUAUCGCAAAGGCGCGGAUUCAAGUGGGGCAAGAAUCCUUUCCGCUUGCACUCAUCGGAAGUUAGCUACGACAACCUUUCGAGCUGCUCGACAUCAACAGUUCAGUCAGAGGUGACGCUCCAGUCAGACAUAGGAACGUGCAUCGAUGUGGAGAGCCUGGUCAGCUUGGAGGAGAAUGCGGACAACAUCAUUUCAUUUGGUAACACAUCGCCCCUGGUGGAAGAGUCCGGUUCACCGUGGGUCAUUGACAGUCAGCAGCUGAUAAAAGGAAAGCCACUUGGCCAGGGCUUUUUCGGUGAGGUGUAUGCAGCUUCCCUCAAGAAAUGGGCAGGCCUACAAGAGGAGAUGGUGGCUGUCAAGUGCAUGCGCAAGACAUCUUUGCUUGAGUCCUUUCAAACCGAGUCGGGCCUGCGUGACCUGCAGCGAGAAAUUGAGAUCAUGAAGAGCCUUAGGCACCCCAACAUUGUCGAAAUCAAGGGCCUUGUUGAAGAGCCUGAGAUGAUGCUGGUCAUGGAGUUUCUGGAGAUGGGCUCCCUGCUGACAUACCUGCAGACGUACCGAGAGAAAGUGACUCACCCGCAGCUCAUCAAAUACAGCGAGGACAUUGCUAAUGGUAUGGAGUACCUGGAGGAGAAACACAUUGUGCACCGGGAUUUGGCUGCACGGAACAUCCUGGUGGCUUCUAAAGAUCAGGUCAAGAUCAGCGAUUUCGGCCUUGCCCAGUUCACGGUCAAUCACUACUACUACAUCCGUACCCAGAACCGCAAGCUGCCAAUGAAAUGGUAUGCCCCUGAGAGCAUCCUUUAUGGCAAGUUCUCAACCAAGUCAGAUGUGUGGAGCUACGGUGUGACACUGUGGGAAAUGUUCUCCUAUGGUGAGGACCCUGUCAUACAGGGGGUCACACAGGAGAAUUUGGGCAGCGAGCUGGUGCAGGGUAAGCGACUGGCUUGCCCCGCUGACUGCCCUGCUGACCUUUACCAGCUGAUGCUCCUCUGCUGGACGACUGACGCCCACCAGCGGCCUGGAUUUAGCCACAUCAAAGGCAUGGUGCAUAACCUGUGAUCUCCUCCUCCUUGUCCUCUCUCUCUCUCACUCACGCUCGUGUUUUUGCUGUUAUCAAAGGACCAGGUUGAUGAGCCAGGAUGCUAAACAGGGCUGGUUGUCAGUACUGUCAGCAUAAAUUUAAAUGUGAAAAAUCAAAAGGCAUGCCUUUUAAUAUGUGAAAAUCUAAGGGCGCACUGUGUAAUCGGGGAACAUAUUCUGUAUCAGUCACUUUCAGGGAUAUCACUUUCAAGACACAUCAAUUGCUAAACCAGAGAAAAGGGAUUUAACGAAGUGACACACCUGGAAUGAGCAUUACUCUCACACUGUUGAAUGUAUUGACAGGAAAUCUGUCACUCCAUCGACAUGUUCCUCUAGACAUUAUGCCAUGCAACAGUGAUAAUAUGCCUGAGAGCGACUGACUGAGAAUACAACCCUAGUUGCUAAGCAUGCUGCGACUCCAAGGCUCUGUUUUUAAGCCUGAAUUAUGCCAAAAUCACAGGCACAGGCAGACAUACAAGUGCAAAGCUACCUUCAACUGUAUUUCUACUUGUUUGCACUUCAGUUUAUGUAUGUUGGUACAAAAGCUGAGUGGCUGACCUACAAAGUUCUAGUUCAGCACCUGCACUGUCUUGCUUUUUCCUGUUCUCUCUUUGUCUGUACUGGAAGCUCUGCUCACCCUUUGAGAAGAGGAGGGAUGGAACGGCAGACCAUUGUUAUUGAUAGAUGGAGUAUGGAAUCCCACUGUUGUACAGCUCCUUAGUGGAUAUUUUUGUACUUCGUGUUUCAUUCUGUGUCAGGUUUAUUUGAAAGUGAUGCUCUUCUUGCAGCAGUCUCCUUGCACUCAAGACACGUGGGGCAAGGUGCCUUUGCCUUCCGCCUGUGAGAGGAGGUCUCUGUCCUCUGAAUGUUCUUGAUCUCUCUGGAAACUCUCAUCCUUCACUGGGCCGCUCAGAAAGGCUUUGAGAGUUCUUUAGGUUGACAGUUGAAAAAGAUAUUUCUGCGCCCGUUCAGCAUCCUCCCUUUAUUUUGUUUUGCAUUAAGUACUUUCAUUUGUUCUUUAGUACAGGAUUUACCCACCAUUGCAACGCUGCACUGCUUUCAAGAAGUUUGUUAAAUAUGAUUUUAUAGCUGUCAGGCUGCUGUUCAUUCAGCAACCCUUCACCUUUUGCUUAGCCUAUGGGAUCUGUCAGAUGUAUGGUUAAGCACCACAUUUAUGUCACGGUGCCAACAUCUGUAGCAUUCAAGCAGCCUGAAUGCUUCAGUUUAUUGUCCCCUUAAUUUUCUUACUUCGGCUUCACAUAUAAAGUGACGUGCAAUUUGUUGCAUUGAUAUCACUAUGCUUUUUUUUUUCUUUGCUGUUCGCCACCAUUAACAUGACCUGCAAAUUGUUUAUUAUGGAACAACAUUCAGCCUCUUGAUAGGCAAGGUGGGAUGUGUUUGCUGACAUUGUGGGGUGAUUCUGUUUUGCAGAAAAGUCAUAGGCAGCUUGCAGUUUAGACGAGGAAGAUGUUGCAUUUUCUUUUCUUUUUUUUUUUUUAGUCUUUGUAGGUCCAACAGUAGGUAGCAUAUUGUUGGGCCAAGAUAGUCAUGCCAGUGUACUGUGAUGUCUUGAUGUCUUUGUUUGAAACCCUCUACAUGUGUUCCAAUACCACUAUCAGGCGCAAGAAAAGUGGGUUCAUGCUUCUUCAUCUCCUUUGAAGGCACUUAGUACUUACUUCCAUUGUCACAUACAUCUCAGGCUCUAUCUUUCUUGUUGCACUCUGGUAACCUUGGCUUGCAUCCACUGUUUUGGUAAUUUAUCUUUUGCUCAUGUUUUCAGUGCUCCUCUUUAGUAAAACACAGUGUGCUUUUAUAAAAACUGCAAAGCUUGUAAAGGGCUAUCUCAAGGUGUCAGUGUUCAAGAUGGGUGCAUGCUUAGGAUAACAUUAAUAGAAAACUUGUGAGCAUUUCGCCAUAGUUAAGCGAACACAUGAUGAGAUGAGCAGCACUAAUGGAAAUGUGCUUUCAGGCUGAUGGGAAGUUGAACUAGUUGGUGUUUUCAUUUACAAUGUGCUGUUAUUCUUAUGCCAAAGGUUACGUAAAUUAGCUCCUAAUGUUGCAUCAUUGAGGCAGCCUCGUAUAAAUGGUUGUUCAAUCAAACUGCUGCCAUCUUGUUCAUGCUCAGUUUCUCUCAAAAAUAGCAUUCGAUGGUGCAUCCUUAAUACAUUGCUUUGAUGCAGUACUCACCACUUUCAUCCAAAAGUUAGCAUUGUCUGGCAAUGCCAAGCAAGAAAAGCAACACCAACUAUGGUGAAAACAUAAUAUGAAGAGGAGUAUUUCCCCCCUGACAAUAAAUGACACUAGCAUUUCUUCCACUGAGAAAAUCUGUUAUGUUCUUCAUUUGGCAUCACCAAGGACAACUUGUACAUCUUAUCUAUCCUGAAUGAAAUAGGCAAGUACUGCAUUCAAACAUGGUGUUACACAAAAUGACCUGCAGCAUGCUGCCUACGUGCGAAAUCUGAGCGUAAACAAACCUGCAGUUGAGCUGAAAGAGCUGUUUAUACCUGUACUGCAGCAUUCUGUAUAUGUAUGUGUGUGUAGCUUACAUUUGUUAUUACGAGGCCCAGUGUUUGUUCUCUCUUAAUCUCUCAUACUGUAGCCGCAGACCAUUCUUUAUUGAACUUAGCUUUCUGUCUUGCAUGUCAUUCUAUGAGUAGUUGUAUUUCACGCUUGCAUGUGGAGUAUUUGUAUAUUUCUUAUGUUGCUUGCUUUUACAGGCUACGUAAUAUUGUCAGUACAAAAGUUGUUUUAAUGAAGAGUUCUUUUAUGAAAAAUAUUACAUCUCGCACUGUUUCGUGAACUGUGCCGAAUAUAUCUUUGUGUCAAUAUGGGGAUUACAAAAUACCAUCUCACCCCAAUAUCCUUUUCAGCACCUAUCUUCUCUGCCUAUACCUUGUCAACUAGGUAAUAUGAUCAUGGCUGCUAUAUGUCGUCUUACACUUUUCUUGCUGGUAAUUUGUUUGUGAAACAUUGUGUGCAAUAUUUUGUGCUAAACUUAAGGCAGCUUAGUUCUUGGUAUUGGACCACUGUACCUAGAAUAUAAAUUUUUGAAGUAGAGUUAAUGUUAAAAGCUGAUGUAGUAGCAUCAGCAAUCAGUAGCAAUCAGUAGCAUUCAUUUUAUGUCUUAAGUUAGGCACUAAGAAAGUAUAUCAAACACAUCUUUAUGUGGCUGGAAAGCUGGCUUUUAUGGGCUGAAUUGACAUUGUGAAGUGCUACAGUGUGCAGUUGAAAAAUUACUGCAUUCUCUGACAUUGCAUUAACCAUUGCACAUACCGAGCUGGCUUCCUGCUGUUUUAUCCAAUUCUUCAACUUUAUACUGCCCAUCAUGUGCUGCACGACUUGAGACCAUCUUACCAAUACAGCCAUUUUGCUACAGUGCAAAAAAAUCUCGUAAUAGGAAUGGUUCUUUGUCACACAUUGUUGUGAUUUGCUAACACCAUAUAAAUUAUUGCCCCUUUUAGGUACUGAAAGCAUAUCAUGAGAGCAGUUGUCAUCACAUUGAAGAAAUUUAUUGAUGCACAUAUAUCCCAUAGUGCCAGCACCUGACUUAGUCAUUUUGUGUCAACGAGUUUGUGUCAUUUGUGUCAAAUGCAUACAGUUUGUGUCAAACUGUUUGCAUGCAUUGUUUUCCUUUUUGGUAUUUAAGCACAGUGGUUGAGACAUUGGAAUUCUUUCCAGCACAACCAUAACUGUCAUUAGGGGUUGCGCAUUGCCUCUUAACAUGAGGCAUUCGUUUGUAGCAUCUGGCUAUUUGACUUCUAAUUGCAAUAGCAUUUGUUCAUAUUGUCAGGCAAGCGUCAUGUGCUUUGUGAUCUUGUAAGAACAGCAGAAAUUGAGUAGUAACUUAUGCGAGUGUGUAAGCGAGAAAAAGAAAAUUUAGGGCUCUUUUAUAUCUGAACCAAUGUAGGUAACUGCAGAAGCUGCGGCCACUGAGUGCCGUAGGAAUAGUGAAAGUAGUCACAAAUAUGUGUUGCAAGUAUAUGGCAUUGAACUGUAUAUUAGCGCGUGGUUGCUGAUUUGCAUAGUUUGAGCCGCUGACCCGGUCUCAGUAUUCCUUGCUUGUUUGGAAGGUCCUGCUGGAUUGUCAGCCACACGCUUUGUUAAGUGGCGCAACCUAGAGCACUCCUCUUUGUCGUCAGGGCAGUCAUCGCUCCUGACAGAGGCAUGACAGGAGAUCACACAUGUCGCUAAAGCAUAAAGUUAGCCAUGAGAAGCUCAUGCAUGUAAGAUGCAUUAAGGAUCAUGAAAUAUUCAUAAAAACUCUUUGACGUGUCUGAGCAUUGAUGCAUGGGCUAGGGGAGCUUAUAUACUGGCCUAUGCUGGCUGAAGCAACACCAUUCCAAGGCAGUGCAACUGCAUGUUGGCUCAGAAGAUAGCGAUUUCUCUGCUACGGAAUGGUGGUGCUGUCUGUCACCACCCAGCGUGUCUUGGCAUGUUUUUUGCCAUAGUGAUGAUAAAUGGCGCCACGGUUCUAUUGCAGUUACAUUGUGAACUGCAUGUGUGUGACCAUAGGCUAGGCAUUCGCCCCUCGAUAUCGAGAACCAGUCUCAGAAGACUGCCAAAUUAAUGCCACAACUUUGCAGACGAGGUGAGAUUAAGUGUAGCAAAUAUCUACAACACUGUGCAUUGUGUGCAUCUGUUGAGGCACUACAGCUUCUGUGAGGUUGGAUAGGAGUCGAGGCUGUUAAAGGCAACUGGCUAAAUGUUGUUAUCAGUGUGUCUUUGUGCUUUCAGGCAAGCCAUAGACGCUUGGUGCUUUGUGAAGUGAAGGUGCUCUGUGUAGUUAGGGUUUCUGAUAUAACUAGACGGAGAUUGGUUUGCUGGGCAAAGAGAGCUCGGUUAUAAUGACAUCGACGUGAUGUUGAGAAGACCUGCUGCUUGUAUCACAGUAGCAGUUGCGCGAUGAAUCAGAAUAAAUUGUAAUUUUUAUUUUAUUAAUAAGGGACAUUGAGCGCCAGGGUGACAGAGCUGUAAUUGAAGGCAUUGUUCCACAUCUCUCUAACCAACCUAUAGGCAUCGUGCCUGUGCUAUAGUGUAAAAUAGUGUUUGACAAUAGCGAAUUAGCCUUCACAUUUGUUAUUUUGAUACCAGCACUGUGUGACCUUUCAUCUUCUUUUAUUGCUACUGGGGAGCAUUAUAGAAAAUUUAUUCUGUAGAGUUUAGUUUGCUGUCACUGGGAAUUGUGUUUUUCAACAUAACUGCUGUGGGACACUCCAAAGUCUAUAAUAUACAUAAUUCAUAGUAAAAUUUUGGCUUGGUUCUUAGGGUGAUGUCUGAGAGGCAGUAUCUUGAUAUGUGUAUCAGUUUUUCAGGUAUUUUGUGGAUAGUCUUAAAUUGUGCCAUAAGCUUCAACAUAAAGUAGUGCAAUGGGGUGGUUUCAGUGAACAAUCAUUGAGCAGAGUGCACAUAUGGUUGAUAUGGUGCUCACUGCAUUUGCCAUUGGUGAUUAAGAGUUAUUCAGAACAUACGACUGCUAUCGAAUAUUGCAGAAAUGCGUUGCUCUACCAGCAGAAACAGCUUAGCAAAGUAUCUAUAAUGCAUAUGAUUACGGGAAUUUACUACUCCAGCUUAAAUUUUGGUAGACUUCACUUUUGCAUUUUGGUGGGAACAUGUUCUCCAUAUGGCAAAUGCAUUGCACAAGUGCCAAGAGAAUUGAGAUCAGCUGUCCAGUGUUUGCCUACUGUUGCUGUCCAUGUAAUGCACCACGGUGCUUAAAAAAAAAAAAAUAUAGCCAUUUGUGAUGAUUCUUGCUUAUUAGAGCUGGGAGCAUGUUUCAUGUGAUGGAGCAGCUUUUCACAGAUGUGCCUAACUAACACAUUCCACUUCAAAACCUUAAAACCUCAUUCAAGUAGGUUUGUGUAAAAAUGAUUGCUCUGUGAUUGUGGUACAAUCAUUCAGGCAGUUCUGAGUACUCCUAGUUGAAUACCAUGACUGCAAUGAAUAUCUUGUUCUUGCAGGCUACAUUUUGCUGUUGCAUACCCCUGACUAGUAUAAAUUAUUAGUUAACACUCCUGAAACAUUUGCAUUAUGUUAUAUUGCCAAGCUGUAAAAUCAUGUGACAUAACCAAUUAAUUAAACAACAGAUGAUUUCUGUGCAGUUGGCAAGAAAUUGCAACAGAAACAUUUGCACGUUAUGUCAUUGUCAGGCUGUGUUUGCUGAAAGUCGCAAAAACGUGAAAGGGGUUUUGAUUGUGCUUCAUUUUUAUUGAACUUUGCCCCUUACUGGAAGUACAGUGGACUCGCUCUUAGCUGAAAGCUGUCAGUGAGCUGCACACUUUAGAAGAGUUUCCUAUGGAACCAGUGCACUUUUAUUAUUAUAUUACGAACUUCUUUUAUUUCCUGCUGACAAAAAUAAUUUUGUGGUUAAAAGUAGUUGUGUGAUGAGAACAUUCGAAAAGGUUUCCACACCAUCUGGUGCCUCAUGUUGAAAUCAGUGUCCCUUGUUGCAAAAAAAACAAACAAACAAACAAACAAACAAACAAAACAAAAAACAGUGAUCGUCAUUGAGUGAAAAACAAAGUGUUUGCAUUUUCACCUAAGUCCGCUUCAUCUUUUUAGUCUCAAUUAAAAUAUCAGCUGCACUUGUCUGCUGUCAUAAUUUAUAUCGCCAUAUUCGUGUCUCCUCUUAAUGUCAACAUUAAUGGUCACAUAAUGUGUAGAAUUGAUAACGACCGGUCAUUUACAAUAGCAGACAUGGGUGCCUAAGCGACAGAAAUGAGGUCAAACAUGUCUGAGUACUGGGAGAUGUGAAGAGAGUAAGAAAUUUGCAGGCAAAGGUUUUGCUGACAUGAGAUAGGGAUAAUUGUAUAUCUCUGGGAGAGGCUUUCAUUCUGCAGUGGAAAAUUUCAUGUGUUGAUGAUAAUGAUUUUCUUACAACUUUAUCGCUGUGUUCGAACUAGGUUUGGAAAACACUGUUUUUUAACUUUAGGCAGCUUUGCAAACGUGAAACAUUAGCACUUCUGCACGUGAAUUAAGAAUGCACCUGCAUGGGUUUCAUGGAUUGUUAAGCUUCCUUGAAAAUUGCGUGUGUAGGCCACAAUUUCCCAAAUGUGCAAUUGUGACAUGCUGGCACGUUGCUGCACAGCUGCGCAUGAUGUCAGAAUCCAGCUUUCUCUUCCUUGGGUGUCCCACCCCAAGUUAGGAGUUCUGAACUAGUAAGCCAUGAAAUCGCGACUAGCGACUAGAAAAGACUAAGCUGCACUUCUUAAAUUUCAUAGCCAAUGUCCACUGUACUUUGGCUCCUUGCAUAAAUAUAUGCGCUUCAUACUUCUCCACACAUGUGAAAGUCGUCUCUGCCCAGAAAUGUGAGAUUUGUGCACUUCCCCGCCUUCGCUAUGCUUAUACAAGCACAAGUACUUGUAUAGUGGGGAAGUUGGUCGGUGUCAGUUUCGGGCUAAAGUUUAACUUUACUGUACACAAGUAGUUCAUUGGAUUAUCACUGCUUUGCAAGCAUAAAAGCAAGCAGUAAGUUAGACAAAAUGCAAAGCUCUCCUUUUCUUCAUCAUUGGCUAACCAUCACUUGAAGUACUUCUGAGUAAAUCACUGUUUAGCCUGAUGGGCAAUAGUCUGUCAAGCAGCAUUAACAAAGCAUUGUUGCCAUUCUAUUCAAAUGUCGAAAAUUAUUUUCUACCGCAAAAAACAUGAGGGAGAGCUUCUUUAAUACUUUUUUUUUUUUAUUGAAGCUCUGGAAUGUUGAUUAACCUAAGCAGGGACACCAUGCACGUGACUUAUUCAAGAUACCGUCAGUCUGUGUUCAUGCCAUAUGCAGCAGAAUUAGAUAGAGCAUUGGUUGUCUUUUGUAGCGUUAGCACAGAUAACUUUCUGCCAUUUUUGUAAGAGAUAGAUGCCAUUGCAGGGUUUCACUAAAGGUGAUGUUUACCACUGAACCCUUAGCUUCUCUUGAACAUGUACUGUAUAGUGAUUUGAAUUGUUUGCAACAGCAAAUGAUUAAAAAUUAUAAGUGGUGUAAAAUUCUGACGUUCGCACCUAAAAGGAUGAUGGAACUAUAAGUGCUUCGUGUCUGCUGUGACAAAAUAAUAUCAGAAGCGAUUUCUUGUGACUCACCUUGCAAACAGAAGGUAUAACUUCUUUGUUGUUCUCUUUUUUUUAGACAUGAUGAUGCCAUGCUGUUUAUUUGCAUAGCAUAUUUGUAUGUGUGAACGCUGUUUUUAGUUUCUUGCAUCUCACAUGGGUUAUUUAGGGAAAUUGGAGUGUAAGCACUUUGAUGUUAUUCCCUUGUUUUACUUAAUUGGCAAGCAAUGUUGUGGCUUAUUUUCUGCCACCGUUUGCGAGCCACAUUGUUGGGUCAGCCAUUUUAGCAUGUUCAGAAACUGAAUAUCUGCGUUUUGUGUUAUAAUAAAUUUAUUUGUAUGCAAUAUUUGACACUGACCUGUGGAAACAUUUAACCACUUGCUUUGAAGCACACAUAUUUUUAAAUCCUUUUGUCUUUUGUUUCACAUACGUAAGUACGUAUAUGCUCAUGUGUAUAGAUUAAUACGUUAAUGUCUGUAUAUAUUGUAGACGUGUAUGCUGUGUUCAAUAUUUCUCAGAUUUAUUAAUACUAAAUGUGCUAUUAUUUGUGAUCUUGUGUGUCAGCUUAGAAUGACUUGAACAUGUACCUGAGAAAAUUGACUAAGGGGCAGAUAUCUGCUGUAAAUUUUGAAAAGGAAGAUAUAGUGAAGCGAAUCUUGGGCUUCACCAAUUGAAUCCGCAUAAAAGAAAGCUUCAACGCCUUUUAUUUGUCAGCACGAAAAUUGUGACAGGGCUCGACUUGUGUUUAAAUUUGACAUUAUGGUCAUGCACACUCUGACAGUUUCUGCUUCUGCAUAGGAAUUGCGAGGCAAGUAUUUUGUUAGUUUGUCACCAAUUUCCUUUAGAUCGACGAUGAUAGGACUGCAAAGGUGCAUCAUAUUAUGUAUUUGUACGGAUUGACUUGGACAAAAGCCAGAAAAGAUUAUGUGUACUCCUAGCCAACAAAGUUUGUGUUGAACGGCAUUAAGGUGAAUGAUUAUCUCUGAUGUUUAUUUUCACACAUCAAAAGUCCUGUACUCUACCUUCAACAUAUCGCUAGUAUGCCUUGGCAUCAUGUCGCACGUUCGCUCAAACUAUGUACUCAUAAAAGGAAUUCUUUGUCAUGAGAGCUUGCAAAAAUUUUCAGUCGACACAGUGGCAAUGCACACAUUGCUCACUUGCUUGAAAUGGGUAAGAGAAUAUGCUGCCAAGUAGGAAACAACUUUCUUUUUUGCAUUCCAUUGACAUAUUUAGGAAUUGUUGGUGUUUGAAUGCCUAUGCUCAUUCUACUAACUUGCACUGUCAAAGUGCAUGACAAGUAACAUGCUCAGUGUUAGUAUUAUUGCAGUCUCUUACCUCGUGGAUAGCAUAAAGCAACAAGUGAUGUGAAGAUCUCAACAAGGCAUUCCCUAGAUGUGAUGUAUGGUGUUGGUAUUUUUACUGCUUUAAACUCAAUUCCUGUAGAAUGAGAAACACUUGCUGAUGUGUCACUGUUUGUUGCGCUAAGAUGAGUAACCAGGUUUUGAGUCAUGCAUGGCAUCGUGUGCUCAUGUGAUACAACAGAUGUGUGGUUUGAAAACCUUGAACUGCUGACAUAAAGGGGGCGUGCUUUUUUCUCUCAUGAUGCUUGUAGUUGUUACUUUUACUUGCUGUUCAUUUUGUUAGUUUGCUAUGCUUCUCUGGUGAGGGCUCUUUACACUAUUAGCCCUUUUCUUAAGCUAGACAGAAGAUUGGGCUAGUUGUUAUGGACUAGACACAAUGUACAGUAGUGCGGAAAGAAGAAAUGCAUGAAGAUGGUGAGACGCUGUCAAGAGUGCUGUCACUCAAAAGUAUUCUGGUCUGAAGAACAAGCACUUUAAUGAAGAAGAAUAAUAGAUUGCCAACACCACAACCCAAGAAAACAGGAACAUGCACAAGUAAUCAUUAAAGAAAUGGUUAACUCGCUUAUUGAUAGAUGAGAUCUCAUUUACAGGUCAGGAUACAUAAAGUUUGCCUCUUACAUCUUGGCACAUACAUGUUAAUCUUGGCUUAUGUUGUCGAUAAUCUUUCGUGCUCUUUCUAUAUUCAAGUGCUUGUUCUUCAAAAUAAGUAUGGUAAUUUUAAGUGUCAUACUACUGUCUGUCCUUGUGCAUCAUCUGCUGGUGCUACUGCAUCUUGCAUUUAGCCCUCUUGUGUUUUGUGCAUUUGAAAUGCCCAUUCUUUGCUGGUGUGCCUCUCUUACGGAGCUUACAUGAAUGCUAACACUUCCAGGUUUGGCAGUUUUUAAAUGUUCAGAAAAGUGCAUCAAAGCACAUGAACUUUGUUUUUAUUUUGCCAGGCACUAUGGCACGAAAUGGGUUUUGAGUGUGGAAGUGCGAUUUGUAGUGGGCACUGCUGCGCGACGGUGUGAAAGCGAUUCGUGACAUUUCAAGUGCCUGCUGAAUAAGAGCUAUGCCUUCUGUACAAGUAGACAUGCACAUCUCGUAUACAAAAUGUUUACAUGAUUUGGAAUCACUGCUGUGUAAUAUUACUAUUAGUUGGGAUGAGCAGUGCAAAGAAUUCUAUUAUUUUCAGUUGUAACUGUUCAUCAGAUACACUGCUUUGACUUGCACAAGCACUAGCAGUGUGGGAAAUUUCUGCUAUAAUAGAUUCAAUAAUGUUUUAGAGAGCCAUUUAGUUCAGCCUGUGCAGGAAAUUUCUGUUAUCGUGGAUUAAAUAAUGCUUUAGAGAUCCAUUUAGUUCAGGCAUCGCGUGAAACAUUUGUUAGCAGGAAUUCUGCUCAUGAAAUGCUUAUAAUAGUAGUGCUCCUUGGUCUUGCCUGCGCAUUUCAAUAACUUCAUGGUGCUUAAGCUCUCAGUGUUUUUAGGAAGCAGGAAUACUCUAAUGAAUUUUUGUGAAUACUCUCAUUAAGGUCAAACAUAGUAUGAAAAACUACAGAACACAUGUGAGCCUCAGGGUACUUUUGCACUGUUAAAGUCGGUGUAACAAGUUUUAAGACUGCUUCACACCGUGCGACAUUUAACAAUGUCAAUGUAAAUGGUAAUGGGAUCUCGCACUAUUUUUGUACUCUUAGGAAAAAUUACCUUGCACCUUGGACACGUGCUUCAGUGCUUCACAAAUGUGGAACGAAUUUUUUGCUCAUACACUUGUGGGAACAAGGCCACUGAUGUGUAAAGCAUGCCACAAGCACAUGAAACUUGUGGUGCACUUUUCUAUGUCCGUUGGCAUAGACUUUCACAAAUUAGUAGUAAUUUUGUCAGGGAGCUCAAGUUUGUUAUGCUGAGGUCAGAAGCUGUAAGUAGUCUUAGCAUUUUUGAACUAUGGCUUACCUUGCAGACCCAUUGCAGUCAGUGCUAAUCAGUCGCAUGUUUUUGAGAGCAGCUUUACUGUUUCAUGGUGCCAUUAACUGCUUUUAAAUAUGGCACUAAAAUGUGUGGUGCUUGCUGUAAGCUUGAGUACUAGUUUCAUAUUUACAUCUAGCAUAUACAAUUCCAGCGUUGGCCCAUGGUACUGAAGAAACCUUAGAAGUUGCCUUUUAUGAAGAAGACUGAGUCACUUUUAAUGAUGUGAUAAGAUGCUCCGCAAUGGGUUGCUCGAAAUUCGGCACAUUCUCAGUCUGAUCCAGGCAUAUUUCUUAGUUUUGUAUAUCAGCACAGCAUGCUUGUAGCGUGUACAUAGCAUAGAAUUUCUUGCAGUGUGGUCUAAAACAUUUUUCUUAUUGUGCAGUCGUAUUUCUGCAGUGCUGAUUCUCUUUUCCACAUUAACUACGAAUGUAUCACAUUAAUCAUUCCCAUUUCCUCUGGUCAUUUAUUACAUAUGUGAUAUGUAUGUGCUGUAUUCAAGAGUAUAUAAUUCUGCAGUACUGUCACUUGUGUAUUGCCUUUCUAUAAUGUUUGUAUCCUCAUAUGAAUCACUGGAGAAUACAGCACAUUCGCUGAGCAGGCUCUUGAACUAAGAAGUGGGUGGGAUGGAACACCAUUUUGUUAACCCUUUCAGUGCCACCGACGUACCGGUAUGUUCUCCACUCUCUCCAUUCGAAUGUGCACAGUAACACGAAAUUGGCGAGCUUUGAGGUAGUUCUGCCAUCUUUUGUAUAUUUCUAUAAGCAUAUUUUCUCAUCUCUCUGGGUUUGCUCAGUCUAGGUUUUCUUUUAGUGCACUGGCAGAACACACGUUCCGCGGUGUACUUUGUGGGCAUGGUUACACCACGCAGAAGGGUGGCUUGAGGGCUUUGUGCAUCGCUACCACGGCAAUUCUCCAAUCAAAUAUUCGUGCCAUAGUGCAAGGAGCACUCUCGCGUGUUUCUGCCAUCUAGCGUACGUCUAUAGCAGCGUGCUUUAUUUUUUUCUUUUUGACUCUGACAUGGCAGUGGUAUGUGAAGACGCAUGUGCAUCAAAAUGUGGGUAGGAGAUAUGAAAUGAAAAUAGGAAUGUGUGGACCAUACUAAAAGUGCAUUUGCCAUUAUCCGUGUCAAUUUUUUUUCCUUCUGAAAAACCGAAUUAAGUUGUGUUCAUUUUAUAACAUCUGAUAAAAAAAUCUGGCACUGAAAGGGUUAAUUCCCACUUUGGAAAUACUGCAGUUCUUUCAGUUCUUAGGUUACCUGAUUUUAUAAGCAAGGAAUUAUGCUGUGGUAAGGAGAAAGUGGCCGGCAAAAUAUUAUAAAUGAAAGAGACAAGCCUGUACAGACAGCAUAGCCAGUAUUGCUGUCUUGGCCACUUUCUUCUUGACUGAAAUAUUUAACAAUGAACUUAUGGGGUUUUACUACCCAAGGCAACAUACAGAAUACAAAGAGAGGUGCGUAGUGGGGUUCCGGGUCCCCAUAAUUAUGACCACCUGGAAUUCUUUUCACGGUCACCUAAGUCUAAGCACACAAGUGUUUUCGCAUUACAUCCUUAUCAGAAUGGGGUUGCUGUAGCCGGGAAUCGAACCCACAACCUCGAAUUGAGCAGAAGGAAGCCGUAUUCAUUGAGCCACUGCAGCAGGUUUUAAAUUUCUUGCUGCCGUUACACAUUCUGGUUGGGUAAUGUGCAGUGCUGCAUUUUAGAGAGGGCAGAAUGAAAAAAAAAAAAAAAAACAAGAAUUGUCUGUGAAGCGAGAUUUAGCCAGAUUUAGGUGCAUGUAAAAGAACUCCAGGUGAUUUAAUGUAAUCUGGACACUUCCACUGUGGCAUCCUUCAUGGCUCAUAUGUUCCCUGGGACGUAAAACCCCAUAAAUUAUCUUAUUAUUAUUGUCAUCAAAAUGCAUAAGGAGGCUCCUCCUACAAGCGCCUUGCUGCAUACAGCAUGGUGGCCUGCUUCAUUCUUGAUGCAAUGACCAAAUGUUGGUAUCGGAAAAGGUCAGCUGUUAUGUACCGAAGGUAACACAUAUGCCAGUGCUCUGCGGUGUUUGGGUGAUGAGCUGUGCAGCUGUGUUAUGCAGAAUGUCUGUGCAACUUACCAUAUGGUAGGCAGCAGGAUAUGUGGGGAACCUACCUUAAAUUCUUGAAAUGAGUUCUUUUAGUUGCCGAUGGGUUUACACAUGAGGCAUUUCUUCACAAGAAAGCCCAUCUAGACGUAGUCUGGAAUAGGAGGCCUGCCUUGACUUUCUAUUACCAAGUAUGCCUUUCUUCAAUUUUUGGGUUGUCUAUAAGUCACAUUUGGGUGCAUGAAUCCUCAUUGGAACACAAUCUUGGCAUUUUCAUGAGUGAACUUUUUAUUGUACUUGGCUGCUUUGCUGUGUUAGAGCAGGCUUGUGACUCCACCUGGCAAGUUGCCUGCCUUGUGUUUGAACCUAGCAGGCCACCAGCUGCGUAUCUUGACUGCAUAAUGCAUGCCAGUGCUUUGCUUGCAAUAUGAAGGUGCUAGCGAAAGAUGGGGACAACAGUAGGAGAGUGAUAUAAGUUUACUUUUGAGACGGUGAAGUUGCGAAGUUCUGGUGAUGUGUAUGUUUACUGAUGUCUGCUUGGCAUGUGCAAACACCCUUUUGGUAGCUUAACAGCACUGAAUGUGAUCAACUAAAGUGCAUUACAAAAGGCAGGCUUCAAGGUCUGCAUUGUUCCAGUGUCAUGUGACGUGACUGUUUUGCAAUAAUUGUUUACCGUUUUAAGUGUUGUGCUGAAGUGGUGUGUCCUGACCAGCAGUGUUCUGUGUUGUACCCCUGCCUCUGAUUCCUACUGGAGCCUGGUGGUUAACUGCAUACUCAUGCUUUCUGGUCUUAUGAUUGUUUUGUUGCACUGUUUUGCAACUUUUCUCUAAAUACUGGCCACACGUAAGGCAUCUCUACUGCGAUCCCAUGAUUGGGUUGCUUUGUCAAUGUUAUGUAUGUGAACACUGUUGUCCCAGCCUUCCACAGCCGCAUUGGUGUAUGUACAGCCUUCCAAAUUUUUAGCUAUAUCGCGCGCGAACACUAAAUAUAGUCGUAUGUCGUUCUGAAGGGAACAUUGCACUCGAUGACUCUUGCACAACAGGAGAGGGCUUAGUGCACUUGAGAGUACUUCUGCCGGUCUCGCUGAUUAUCACCACUUUAAAGGGCCAAGAUGAUGUGCCAUGGACGCUCGCGCGAUAUAGCUAAAUAUGCGGAAGGCUGUACAUCAUGUAUGCUUUGCUUGAAAUCAUCACAGAUACAGCCAGAAUGUCAUUAACUGUUUAAAAAGUAGUGGAUAUGUCUGAUUCUCUCUUUUUGCUGGCAUGUUAUAAAUGUAACUGUAUGCCUCAAAGAUUUCUGGUGCUAGUCGAAAGAGACAGAUCAUAGUUCGCCUGUUUGAUUCUCCAGUUGGUGUAGUAAGUGGGCAUCGGGCUUAACAUUAUUCGUGCACCUUGGCAUGGUCUUUGAUCUCAAGCAGGUCAGAGUAUGCUGAGCACAUCUGUGCACUUAUUUUUGCGAUGGAUAUAUACUUUUUACAAACUUGUGCGGCUGCCCUUCGUGCACCGUGCAAAUGAUGUAAUGAUGUACAAAUGAUAUACAUGUAAUGAUGUUUGAAUAAACAAUAUUCUAUUGGUGAGUUGUCAUCA